AUCGAGACCAUUGAAUUGAAACUCGGGGAAGGACACGUGAACAAUUACAUCUCAUGCAACACUAAUGACCGAUUGGUAGGGUGGCCGCCGGUGAGUACGGCGAGGCAGAGGAAACACGUGAAAGUUGUGGUGGAUGGUGCGGCCUAUCUCAGAAAGUCGAUCUAG
Thlaspi arvense is the source of this 165-nucleotide messenger RNA. NCBI's taxonomy places the organism in Eukaryota, Viridiplantae, Streptophyta, Magnoliopsida, Brassicales, Brassicaceae. The record is from the annotation of a GenBank genome assembly.